Messenger RNA from Belonocnema kinseyi, 497 nucleotides. RefSeq names its product small nuclear ribonucleoprotein F (gene SmF). The coding region runs from base 140 to 406 and encodes 88 amino acids. Lineage: Eukaryota; Metazoa; Arthropoda; Insecta; Hymenoptera; Cynipidae. Gene Ontology annotation, biological process: mRNA splicing, via spliceosome; spliceosomal snRNP assembly. The transcript has 3 exons. Gene Ontology annotation, molecular function: RNA binding. Gene Ontology annotation, cellular component: catalytic step 2 spliceosome; U1 snRNP. The record is from RefSeq and is a predicted model, not a curated record.
UGUAACAUAAAAUUGAUAAUUGGAAACGAAUCCUUUUGUAUACAAAGAGGAAAAAAUUCCGGCUUCAACACGCUUUCGGAAAAAAGAUAUUUUUUGAGAUUUUUUCCUAUUUUUGAAUAGAUAAAUAAAGCUCGUCACGAUGGCUGCUACUAUGCCAAUAAACCCCAAGCCAUUCCUCAACGGUUUGACUGGGAAAGCAGUGAUGGUAAAGCUAAAAUGGGGACAUGAAUACAAAGGAUAUCUCGUUUCCGUCGACGGAUAUAUGAAUCUUCAGCUCGCCAACACAGAGGAACACGUUGAUGGAAAUUGCACGGGAAAUCUUGGGGAAGUUUUGAUCCGGUGCAAUAAUGUCAUGUAUAUUCGCGGAGUGGAGGAAGAAGACGAGGAAGGGGAGAUGAAGGACUAGCAGUAAAUUUGACUAAGAAAAACAUUUUUCCACUGUAUUUUCAGUUGAGACCUUUAAGUUAAUUUAGAAAUAAUAAAUCUAAGUUUCUAAG